Durusdinium trenchii is the source of this 432-nucleotide messenger RNA. Lineage: Eukaryota; Dinophyceae; Suessiales; Symbiodiniaceae. The record is from the annotation of a GenBank genome assembly.
AUGGACCGUGGGAAAGAAUAUGUUGACCAGUUGGUGUGGCGGCUCAUGAAAGUCUCGGCACCGAAGGUCAUGGUCCUCCUUGUCCUCACGACCAUAUGGUCUAUGGAUAGCUUGCCAGAAGAGCUGAACCUUCAGGCAUUGGAGAGGCUACAGUGGUGCGAAUUCUUUGCUGGCCAAGCAGAGGCAACAAAGGCCUUCAAGGCUGGACACGACAUGUCCAGGCUCAAGCGAAGGGCUUGGAGCACAUCCGAGCUGGCCGUGGGACUUGGCCACAUCCUCACAGACGGUCGGCUUGAAGAGGUCGAUGAUGUUGCCCCAUUCCAGGAGCUGGAGGGGAUCCUAGCUGAUUUGGAGGCCAAGCAAUCUACGGACGCGGCUAUGCAAGAGUUGAUGGCAGAGCCUGCACAAGCAGCUCCACCGGGGGAACACUGA